AUGGCUAAAGUCGGAGCCCUGACUGGAGGAUGGUCUGCCGAAACAAACGAUUUGAACCAGUGGAUUCAGGUUGAUCUUUUAGCUACAUACAGGAUCGUAAGAGUGGCAACACAAGGUCGUGAGGAUUAUUCCCAGUGGGUAACCAGCUUCAAGAUUGCCUGCAGUAUGGAUAGUGUUACCUUUGAUACAGCGAAAGACCCCACUAACACCGACAACGACUAUGUUGAUCUUUUAGCUACGUACAGCAUCGUAGGAGUUGCAACACAGGGUCGUCAGGAUUAUUCCCAGUGGGUAACCAGCUUUAAGAUUGCCUGCAGUAUAGACAGUACUACCUUUGAUACAGUGAAAGACCCCACUAACACUGACACCGACAACAUCUUUCCCGGCAACAGUGACCGAUACACCGUGGUUUACAAUCGCUUUCCCGUGCCAAUAUCGUGUCGAUAUGUUCGCAUUUUACCUUACACCUGGCAUGAACGUAUUGCUCUUCGUAUGGAGCUCUUUGAAGAACUCCUUGGUGAGUUUCAGUGGCCUUAA
Molecule: messenger RNA, 537 nt
Organism: Strongylocentrotus purpuratus (purple sea urchin)
Lineage: Eukaryota; Metazoa; Echinodermata; Echinoidea; Camarodonta; Strongylocentrotidae
Product: lactadherin-like
Exons: 4
Coding region: 1-537 (178 amino acids)
Source: RefSeq, a predicted model, not a curated record